Molecule: messenger RNA, 538 nt
Organism: Onthophagus taurus
Lineage: Eukaryota; Metazoa; Arthropoda; Insecta; Coleoptera; Scarabaeidae
Source: RefSeq, a predicted model, not a curated record
UUCGUCUUCUCAUGGUUCUCGUUAUGAUGCCAAACGUCAGACAAGUCAGAUUGGAAAUGAAAACACAUACACUAAUUUACUAGCGAGUAUUAGUGUUCUUGAGCCGAAGAAUUGGCCGAAAUCAAAUGAUGGUGAAGUAGAAAUACAAUAUGGUGAUAAAGAAAUUAGACAUCUGUGUACUCAGUUCUAUUUAAAUGAUGUACAAAUAAUUCGUGGCUUUAGGUUCUACAAAAUGAGCGGAGGAAAAGAAGAAAUUCCUGAUGAUUUGAAACCACUUUUAAACGUUAUUGCAUCAAUUCCAAUAUCCACUAGCGAAUGUGAGAGGAAUUUCAGUUCAAUGAAUGAAAUAGUAACACCAUUACGAUCAUCGUUGUCGGUGGAAACAACUGCUGCACUGUUAUUCAUAAACUGCGUUGGACCACCGCUAACGCAAUUUAACCCUGAAAAAUAUGUGCGAUCGUGGUUAGCAAAAGGACGACAUUCAGCCGAUAAUUCAGCCAGCCGCAAAUGAGUUCAUAAAUUAGACCAAAAAUACGAG